Messenger RNA from Panicum virgatum (switchgrass), 1450 nucleotides. RefSeq names its product KH domain-containing protein SPIN1-like. Gene Ontology annotation, molecular function: mRNA binding. Gene Ontology annotation, cellular component: nucleus. Gene Ontology annotation, biological process: regulation of mRNA splicing, via spliceosome. The coding region runs from base 237 to 1085 and encodes 282 amino acids. The record is from RefSeq and is a predicted model, not a curated record. NCBI's taxonomy places the organism in Eukaryota, Viridiplantae, Streptophyta, Magnoliopsida, Poales, Poaceae. The transcript is spliced from 7 exons.
AGGGUAAAAAGGAGUCGAGCCAGCCGAAGAAACCCCCAGAGGAAGCUGCCGUUUUUGACGUCUCGUAUGCUCGAUUUCGCUGGAAUCCUCCGCGAUUGAUUUUACCGCACAGCGGAAAAGGAGAUAAACACGAUAAAAAUCUAAGGAAAACACAAUCCAUCUUCUCUUCGUCCGCCGCCUCCUCCUCCUAUCUCCAUUGGUAGCGCCUUAAUCUGACCCCUGUCCAGCCCGCCGCCAUGGAGGCGCUGACGGCCACAGACAAAUGCUUCUCCCCCGCCAGGUCGAUGUCCCCGAUGCCGAUUAUGAGGCCCCCUACAUCACCGGACGCUGCCAGUCAGUAUAUGGAGGAGUUGCUGCAGGAGCAACAGAAGCUCGGGCCCUUCGUGCAGGUGCUCCCAAUUUGCGGCAGGCUGUUGAAUCAAGAGAUAAUGAGAAUAUCAAGCAUGCUUUCACACCUUGGGGUUAGGGGAAAUGAGAGGCUGCCACCAAUUGCAAGUCCAAAUCAUAUGCAUCCAUUGUCCCGAGUGCCCAAUUUCUGUGGAAACGGUUUUGGUCCGUGGAAUGGGAUGCAACCUGAGAGAAAUGGUUUUCCUAGGGGAGCCAUGGGCUGGCAAGGUGCUGCACAGAACCCUUCCUCUUACAUCGUCAAGAAGAUUGUGCGAUUAGAAGUACCAACAGAUGCUUACCCUAACUUCAACUUCAUUGGCCGUCUGCUUGGGCCAAGGGGUCACUCACUGAAGAGAGUUGAAGCUACUACAGGCUGCCGUGUUUUCAUUAGAGGGAAGGGAUCCAUCAAAGAUCCUGUAAAGGAGGAACAGUACAAGGGAAGGCCUGGCUAUGAACACUUGGGAGAUCCAACACAUAUCUUGAUUGAGGCUGAAUUACCUGCUGAUGUCAUUGACGCUAGACUGGCACAAGCACAGGAGAUACUAGAGGAGUUGCUGAAACCAGUGGAUGAGUCACAAGACAACAUCAAGAGGCAACAACUUCGAGAACUUGCUAUGCUGAACUCAGUAUAUCGAGAGGAUAGCCCACAUCAGAACGGCAGUGCUUCUCCCUUCAGCAAUGGCGGCACAAAACAGUGAGUGUGGGACUCAAUGUCCUCAGCCCCGAUCCUUGCAGAAACUUUCUCCCCAAUCCUGCUCUCAUGACAGACAUAGCUUUUCUGAUGCUCAAGCUCCCGUGAUGGUUUUGGAAUUCAUACCAUUGCUAGCUGGUGAUUUUGAUCUCCCUUGUGACGUUGACUCGUGGCUGAGAUGACUAGUAGUGAACAAAAUCCUCCAUGGCUGUGUACUUAGGAUACUUAUUUGAUUUUGUCGUUGUCGCCGACUAUUAGUGCUGAUAGUGCAGAGAGAUUUCCAGGAUUUUAAGCUAUUUGAUUGACUAUGAAGUAAUGCCUGUGCAACAUACAAUUUGAUCAUGAUAGUGAUUUUUUAAAACAUAUUUCUGA